This is a messenger RNA of Malaya genurostris, 1261 nucleotides long. RefSeq names its product luciferin sulfotransferase-like. Lineage: Eukaryota; Metazoa; Arthropoda; Insecta; Diptera; Culicidae. The transcript is spliced from 4 exons. The record is from RefSeq and is a predicted model, not a curated record. Gene Ontology annotation, molecular function: sulfotransferase activity. Gene Ontology annotation, cellular component: cytoplasm. Bases 2 to 1129 code for a protein of 375 amino acids. Gene Ontology annotation, biological process: sulfation.
AAUGUUCACGUCGAUUUCUUCUGCUGUAUCUAGCGCAUACAGCAAUUUUUCUUCAUUCAAUAAGUCGCUGCCACCGCGACGCCACAUUAUUUUUCUUGUGCGAAAAACUAGAACAAUGUCUUUCGAAUAUUUGGAAAUAAAAGAUUCAGUUUACAAAACCACUUGUGAGCAAAGGAAUGAAGAGGGUUAUAUCCUAGUCGAACCGAAGGAUUAUAACCAGAUUCCUGUAACAUUGCCACAUUGGAAACCAGAACCGUGUUGUUUGAAUGAAAGGUUUAAAAAUCUUGCAGAUCGGAUAAAACACAUGAAUGUUCGAGCAGAUGACGUAUGGUUGGUAACAUAUCCAAAGAGUGGGACUACCUGGUGCCAAGAAAUGAUUUGGCUUAUCUGUAACGACCUCGAUUACGAGAGUGCAGACAAUCUACAGCUCGACGAAAGAUUUCCCUUUAUGGAAAUAAAUGGCCUUCGCGAUCUUCUUUCUGGUAGAGACUAUUAUCAAACUGUCCUAUCGAUGAAAUCGCCCAGGUUCAUCAAAACUCAUUUACCGGUAGGGUUUCUCCCGGAUCAAAUUUGGUGUGAAAAACCGAAAUUAAUUUACGUUAAACGAAACCCGAAAGCGGUAGCUGUUUCUUACUAUCACCAUUCGGUUUCGCUGCACGGUUACAAAGGCACACUGGACCAGUUUGUUCUUUCCAUGCUGAACGAACUUCAGUACUACUCACCGUACCAUCGCCAUGUGUUGGAAUACAACAAUCUCGAGUAUGGAGGUGCUAUGUUGCAUUUGUGUUUCGAGGAUAUGAAAAAGGAUCUAACCGGAACACUGAAGCAAGUUUGUCAAUUUUUCAAUAAACUUUACUCCGACCAACAACUUGCUAAGUUAGCUCAACAUUUGUCAUUUGAGUCGAUGAAGCAUAACCCUACCGUUAAUCGACAAAGCUAUGUGGAACACCUUCUGAAAAUAACUGAUCGAGACGAUAAAAUAAAUGAUGCCAAUUAUCAAUUCAUGCGUCGUGGAGAAUCCACCGGAUGGAAGAACGAACUGAGUACCGAACUGUCACAAAGGAUAGACCGAUGGACAGAACAGAAUGUAGGCGACCCGAAACAGAGAGAGCUUUUUCGCUGUGAAUAGGAAUGAUUGACUGUACCUUUCGGUUAGACUACCGCAGUUUUGUUUAAUUAAAUUUCAAUAUUUGACCGGCAUGUGUAAAUUGUUUGAGUGUAAUAUUAAGGAAGAAAAAUAUCAAACUAAUUAAAUUUGUAA